AUGGGGAUGAAGAAGUCCCAGAAAUCUUGGAUUGAAGGCAUCUUCUGUAAAAGAGAGUGUGCAAAGAUCAUACCGAGUUCCAGAGAUCCACACAGAUGUUCCACUGGAUGCCAAAUCUGCCAAAACUUAAUCCGAUGUUGCUGUGGACGGCUGAUUGGAGACCAUCCUGGGAUAGAUUAUAGUUGGCUUGCCUGCCAGUCUGUGAAGGAGAAAGAGGAAUGGUCUGUUCAAAAGCACACAGAGGCAAGCCCAACUGAUGCCUUUGGUACUAUCAGUUUCCAAGAUGGCGAUCAUACAUACCAUGCCAAGUAUAUCAGAACUACUUAUGACACCAAGCUGGAUCAGUUGCUGCAACUGAUGGUGAAAGAAUGGCAGAUGGAACUACCAAAACUGGUAAUUUCUGUUCAUGGUGGUAACCAAAACUUCAAGCUUCCAUCUAAGCUUAAGCAGCUUUUCAGCAAAGGCUUGGUCAAAGCUGCUGAGACUACAGGGGCAUGGAUAUUAACAGAAGGCAUCAAUACUGGAGUGUCCAAGCAUGUGGGUGAUGCACUGAAGGUUCAUGCUUCUCAGCAUUUAAGAAAGAUCUGGGCUGUUGGAAUCCCUCCCUGGGGUAUCAUUGAGAACCAAAAGGACCUCAUUGGGAAAAAUGUAGUCUGCCUGUAUCAGACUUUGAGCAAUCCACUCAGUAAGCUGAGCACCCUCAAUAGUAUGCAUUCACAUUUCAUACUGGCUGAUGAUGGGACAGUGGGCAAGUAUGGUAAUGAGAUGAAACUCAGGAGGAAUCUGGAGAAAUACCUUUCUCUUCAGAAAAUCCAUACUAGAAUGGGACAAGGAGUGCCCUUAGUUGGGCUACUGGUGGAAGGUGGUCCAAAUGAGAUCCUGACAGUGUGGGAAUAUCUGAAGGAAAAACCUGCUGUCCCUGUAGUCGUGUGCGAGGGAACUGGAAGAGCUGCUGAUCUCAUUGCUUUCAUGCACAAGCACACUGCUGAUAUGACGGAUCUGACCUCUCAGUUCAAGGCAGAAAUAUUACUAAUGAUUCAGAACACCUUCAGUUUUGGCCAAAAGCAGACCCAUCACCUAUUUAAAAUUUUAAUGGAGUGUAUGGAACACAGGGAUUCUAUAACUGUAUUUGAUGCAGAAUCAGAAGAGCAUCAGGACACUGAUUUGGCAAUUCUAACUGCACUUUUAAAAGGGACCGAAAUGUCUGCUCCAGAUCAGCUCAAUCUGGCACUGGCUUGGAACAGACUGGACAUUGCAAAGAAGCAUAUAUUGGUCUAUGGCCAGCACUGGAAGGUUGGCUCUCUUGAGCAGGCAAUGUUGGAUGCUUUGGUAAUGGACCGUGUGGAAUUUGUGAAGUUGUUAAUAGAACACGGAGUGAAUCUUCACCGUUUUCUUACAAUAUCCCGAUUGGAAGAACUGUACAAUACUAAACAAGGUCCAACCAAUCAACUUCUGCAUCAUCUUGUCUGUGAUGUGAAACAGAGUACUCUUCCCGCAGACUAUAAAAUAUCACUGAUAGAUAUUGGUCUGGUAAUAGAAUAUUUGAUUGCGGGAGCUUAUCAAAGCAGCUACACAAAAAAACAUUUCAGAGUUCUGUACAAUAGCCUUUACCAGAAACAUAAGCACAUUUCUAGCUUUGUCUCAAGCUUGCCUCCGAACCUCUCCCUUCAUCGUAUGGGAAGCAGAAGUGGAUCUGCUGAAAAUACGUUGCAUUCCCAGUUUAUCAGAACAGCACAGCCUUACAAAUACAAAGUAUUAAUAAGAGAUCAUACUGUUCUGGAUCGUUCUCAAAUGGAGGAGGACAGGAUCACGAAGAUGGGGCUGAAAAAGAAGGACCCAGUUAAAGACAAGCCUCUCCUGCCUGAAGCUUUGGGCACUGGAGAUGGGCUGGGAAAGGAACCAGUGUCCUUAGCUGCUGCUAUGGGCAAGGCAGGUGAGUUUGGGCAGCUUGCUCUAGAUGUGUUGGAUAAUGCAUUCAAACAGAAUGAGCAGAUGGCCAUGAAGCUGCUGACAUAUCAGCUGAAGAACUGGAGUAAUUCAACUUGCCUGAAGCUGGCUGUGUCAGCGGGUUUACUGCCUUUUGUGUCUCACACAUGCACACAGAUGCUCUUGACCGACAUGUGGAUGGGGCGCCUGAAGAUGAGGAAGAACUCCUGGCUUAAGGUAAUUCUGAGUAUUCUUUUACCGCCCACUAUUUUGACGCUGGAAUUUAAAAGCAAGGCUGAAAUGUCUCAUGUACCUCAAUCACAAGAUUUCCAUCAGUUCACAUGGUACCAUGGUGAUCCUAGCAUCUCCACUGGAAAAGAACAUCCCUCAUUGAAUGAUUAUGAUUUAGAGAAAGGGAAGGAGAAGCAAGAUGAAAGACAGUCUUUUCCUAUCAACAAUGAACAGGGAAACCUUCCUGGAACCAGGAAAAUCUACGAAUUCUACAGUGCCCCAAUUGUCAAGUUCUGGUUUCACACGAUGGCCUAUUUAGCAUUCCUCAUGCUGUUCACUUAUACUGUCUUGGUGAAGAUGGACUCGACACCCAGUGUGCAGGAGUGGCUUGUCAUCAUCUACAUUUUCACCACCUCCAUUGAGAAAAUCAGAGAGGUAUUCAUUUCUGAACCAGGAAAGUUCAGCCAAAAGGUGAAAGUCUGGAUUUAUGAGUACUGGAACUUUACAGAUUCUGUUGCUAUCAUCUUAUUUAUGACUGGUUUUGGCUUGCGCUGGGCAAAUCCUCCAUUUCAUACAGCCGGAAGGUUGAUCUACUGCUUGGACAUAAUAUUCUGGUUUGUCCGACUCCUUGAUUUCUUUGCUGUGAAUCAGCAUGCAGGACCAUAUCUAACAAUGAUAGGGAAAAUGACAGCGAACAUGUUUUAUAUUGUAAUUAUGAUGGCCAUAGUAUUGUUGAGUUUUGGUGUGUCUCGGAAAGCGAUACUUUCACCUCAUGAACAGCCAUCAUGGACUUUGGCACGAGAUAUUGUAUUUCAACCUUAUUGGAUGAUGUUUGGCGAAGUGUAUGCAGGAGAAAUUGAUGCUUGUGAAUUAAGUCCAGACUGCCCUCCAGGUUCCUUCCUUACACCGUUCCUUCAGGCAGUCUACCUAUUUGUACAAUAUAUAAUUAUGGUCAAUCUUCUUAUUGCUUUCUUUAAUAAUGUUUAUUUUGAUAUGAAAUCCAUAUCAAACAAGCUCUGGAAAUACAACCGUUACCGCUACAUAAUGACCUACCAUGAAAAGCCAUGGCUGCCUCCACCUUUCAUCAUUCUGAGCUAUACUGGCCUUUUUCUGAAAUGCCUCUGCCACCGUCGGCCACCAAAUGAAUUUGAUCAAGAAGAGAGAGGUGUUGAACUGAAGCUCUAUCUGAGUGAUGCAGAGUUAAAAAAACUUCAUGAUUUUGAAGAGCAGUGUGUGGAAAAUUACCUCCAUGAGAAGAAUGAACAUCUAUACUCCAGUGACUGUGAAAGGAUCCGUGUAACAACUGAAAGAGUUGAAGAGAUGUUUUUGCAGCUGAAGGAGGUACACGAGAAAGUAUGUUACAUCAAAGAUGCUUUGCUUGCACUAGACAGUCAGCUGGGACAUUUACAAGACCUCUCUGCUUUAACUGUUGAUACUCUGAAAGUAAUUUCAGCUGUGGACACGCUGCAAGUAGAAGAGGCUUUUCUUGCUGAUACAAAGCACCAAAGCUAUAGAAAGCUUCCCCAUAGCUGGAGUAAUGUCACAUAUUCCAAGGCUUUCAGCAGUCUGGAAUGUCUGAAUGAUAAAAAGUACAAUUACUUCAGUGUGCCACCUUCCUUCCUGAGAAGCUUGGCAAGGAACCAGUGGCCCUCCGAGAGUCAUCAUGAUCUUGAUGCAAUAGACUACAAUGAGAUUAAAUCAAUAGACAAACAUCAGGAACAGGUGACAGAAAAUGACACUCUAAUCUCUGGGGUAUCUUCAGAGAGCAAAUCAGCUCCUAGACAUGGACAAUUUCUUUUGGUUCCUUCUGAUCAGCAAGUUGGAGUCUCUUUCUUUGAAGAUGCUGGCUUGAGUUCGUCAUUUUCAAGUACUCUGAAUGAGCUCAGAGGAGAUGAACUGAGAGCCAAACCCCACAACAAGCAUUUCAGCUCUACUGCUCAUCUGAAUGUACACAGUACUGAUAUUGUUGAAAGAGAGCCCAUUAUCCAUCAAAGGCAGGAACUGGACUCUGUUAUUUUUCUGUCAGCCAAGAAAGGUGGUGAAACCAUAGCUAAACAUUAUUUAGCUGCCAAAACUCCUAGCAUUGUCAGCAACAUCUCUCUACUAUCUCACCACCAGCAUGAGGAACCAGGAGGAGGUUACGUGAAUUGGGGGUUUGCAGAAGAGGAUGAAAAGAGUGGCUUUAGCAGCCAGUCAAGACAGCCAUCCAGCAUGCAUUCUGCCCUCAACAAGGACUACAACUGUAGUUUGCAGCAUGUGAAGUUAAAGGAAUCCAAAUCGUGCUCCUACAGUUCUGACAGAUAUGAACUAUCAAAAUCUACUGAGCUUUGUAAAUCAGUCUGGGCAAAAGCAAAACUUGGAAGCAGAGACAGGAAAUCUUGGAAAAAGAAACAGAAAUCUCUUCAGGUGCCGGUGAUAACAGUAGAUGAUUGUCCCCAGGGCACCCAAGCUAGUUCAGAACCAUUUGACAAUAGGUUUUUGAGAGAAGAACAAGAAAAGAGGACCGACAGGCUAACCAUGCCCAGCUUCAAUCAGCUAGAUUUGGAUCAUAUCGGUUGCAUGCAUCAGAAAAUGAAAAAUCAAGGAACUGCUAAACACACAGUGCAAAUUUGUGACUAUUUGAGGCAAUCACAAGAGGAUUUAAAUAACAGUACAAUUUGGACUUACAGGAGGAAUAACUUGAGCAGGAAUCCAUCGGCUGGCAGCAGUCUAGGGUUGCCAGAAAUCUCAUCCUCUUUAAAAAACCCUCAAGAUCUGCACCAUCAUUACUCAGCUGUUGAAAGGAACAAUUUAAUGAGAUUAGCUCAAACGAUACCUUUUACACCAGUGCAGCUCUUUGCUGGUGAAGAAGUGACAGUAUAUAAAUUAGAAGAGAGUUCACCUUCGAACCUUGAUAAAAGCAUGUCAACAUGGUCACAGCAUGGCAUGGCUGCUAUGAUUCAAGUAUUGUCUCGGGAGGAAAUGGAUGGAGGGCUGAGGAGGGCUAUGAAGGUUGUCUGCACCUGGUCCGAGAAUGAUGCACUAAAGUUAGGCCAAGUCUUCAUUGUGAAGUCUUUCCUUCCUGAGGUAGUUAAGACUUGGCAAAAGAUCUUCCAUGAGGACACAAUACUCCAUCUUUGCCUCAGAGAAAUACAACAGCAAAGAGCAGCUCAGAAGUUGAUAUAUACAUUCAACCAAGUGAAGCCUCAUACCAUUCCAUAUACUCCAAGGUUUCUGGAUGUCUUUUUAAUAUACUGUCAUUCAGCAAAUCAGUGGCUAACAAUAGAAAAGUUCAUGACGGGAGAGUUCCGCAAGUAUAACAACAACAAUGGGGAUGAAAUCACACCUACUAAUUUGCUUGAAGAAGUCAUGCUGGCUUUUUCUCAUUGGACUUAUGAAUAUACCCGAGGAGAACUCCUUGUACUGGAUUUGCAAGGUGUUGGAGAGAACCUUACUGAUCCAUCUGUUAUUAAACCUGAAGACAAACAUGCUAAAGGGGUCACAUUUGGACCAGCAAACCUUGGGGAGGAAGCAAUAAAAAAUUUCAUAUCAAAGCACCACUGUAACUCCUGUUGCAGGAAACUCAGACUUCCAGACUUGAAAAGAAAUGACUAUACACCUGGAAGAUUCAGUCCAGAUUUUGAAGCUGAAACAGAAGCAAUAGCAGCAGCAGGAGGUGAAGCUGUUAAGAAUAGCGAUGAUGAACCUUUGGAAUAUAAUACACGAUUGUGA
This is a messenger RNA of Gekko japonicus, 5868 nucleotides long. RefSeq names its product transient receptor potential cation channel, subfamily M, member 6 (gene TRPM6). Bases 1 to 5868 code for a protein of 1955 amino acids. Gene Ontology annotation, molecular function: protein serine/threonine kinase activity; ATP binding; monoatomic cation channel activity. NCBI's taxonomy places the organism in Eukaryota, Metazoa, Chordata, Lepidosauria, Squamata, Gekkonidae. The transcript has 40 exons. The record is from RefSeq and is a predicted model, not a curated record. Gene Ontology annotation, biological process: protein tetramerization; protein phosphorylation; monoatomic cation transmembrane transport. Gene Ontology annotation, cellular component: apical plasma membrane.